AUGUUCUGUUCGCCAAACUGCUUUCCCUACAUUACAGUAUCAAGGAGCGUGCUCGUAACACCAUUACUACCAGCUUCGCCUUCAGUAAUCAUAGUUACCGAUAGAUCAAGCCGUCUUUGCUCCGAUAACUCCACUAGAACGAUACUGGCCGGGGAGCCAAAUGUGCUAACAUGUACAGCAUCGCAAGCAAGACCUCCUGCAAUCCUUAACUGGAUUGUACCAGAUGAUCUUACUUCCAACCAACAAGAUCAGACCGAUGUCGUUAAAGGCAACAGCUACACGUCUCAAAAGGUUGUUACAAUCACGCCCUCUGUGAAUGAUCAAGGAAAGCACAUCAGCUGCUUUGCGUCACACCAAACACUCCAGAGUGAUCGUCAGUGUAUUGUAUUCCUAAAUGUUCACGUUCUUCCAUCUAGCACGACAAUCUUUCAAUCUGGAAAUGGCAAAGACUACCGGACAUCACCAACAUUUAUUUAUGUUCAAGAAGGUUCUUCGGCUUCAAUCACCUGUCAAAGUAUUCGAUCACGACCGGCAGUUAAACUGACAUGGAGCAUUGACGACCCUGAUAUUCCUCCUAGAAAUGAAAGUCUGUCGAAGACUCGAAAUCCUGUAGACGGCAGUCUGUUUGAUACCAAAAGUACUUUCAAGUUGCAUCUGUAUAGGAAGUAUCAAGGGUUGAUUCUCUGGUGCUAUGUUUAUCUAGGUGAAGAUUUUGUCGAACGACAGUUUGUUACAAUAUCAACAUAUGCACCACCGGAUGAGGUCGUUAUGACUUUACCUGCUGAAUUAAAAGAAGGGAUAGAAGCCACCGUGAUCUGCAAGGUUGCCAAUGGGUACCCAGCUCCUUGCAUUUAUUGGUACAUAGGAUCAAGAAAUGUGACAGGUCAUUCAUCCCUGAAUAUUAGUGAAAAUGAUGCAGGUCGAUAUGACGCUGAAAGUACUUUGACUUUCAUACCAAAGAGGUUGGACCAUGGGAAACAUCUCCUAUGCCUGGCAGUUCUACCUACAUUAUCCACCACUUGGUCUGUGAAUGAUAGCAUGGUUUUAUACAUAACAGGUGCCUUGUUUUUCAGUAUCGUAUCAAUAUGAUUUUCGAUGUUUUCCAAUUACAUUUUUGAAGCAAGGAAGUCCAUAGAGUGAUGCAGAAUGUAAGGAUAUGUUUGUAACUUUUGUGUAGUAUCUUUC
This is a messenger RNA of Lytechinus variegatus (green sea urchin), 1185 nucleotides long. Its product is annotated as nephrin-like. The transcript is spliced from 4 exons. Gene Ontology annotation, molecular function: cell adhesion molecule binding. The record is from RefSeq and is a predicted model, not a curated record. Bases 1 to 1089 code for a protein of 362 amino acids. Lineage: Eukaryota; Metazoa; Echinodermata; Echinoidea; Temnopleuroida; Toxopneustidae. Gene Ontology annotation, cellular component: cell-cell junction. Gene Ontology annotation, biological process: cell-cell adhesion.